AUGACGAACAGUUUUGCAACCCCAAGCGAGACAUUGCGCCCACCGGAGAUAGGCCAUGGGGGCUAUCAAGGCUUCAAUCCACGAUCUGAGGUUUUGCGCAAGGGAGAAAAGCCUUUCGGAGCGCGGGCCUUACCAUGCGAUAUCCUGGUCGCGCACGAUGUCUCGAUCACAAUGAGAGACGGCAUCAGGCUCUACGCUGAUAUUUACCGACCGUCAAAAGAGGCAGAAGAUGGAUACGAUGCUAUAGAGGAUUUGGCCACACGGGAGUGGUGUAAUGGGAGCAUAGGCAUGGCAGGCAACUCCCAUUUGGCUAUUGUUCAGUGGUUUAAGCGAUUGCACCCUGGGAGGGGUGUGGUGACCUGUACCUGGAAUAAUUUUAUGCAUGGAAUGGGAGCUAUCAGGGGCUGGAUGGAAAUAACGCAGACUAACAAAAAGUGGCUGCGUUUCCAUGCUUAUCAGGAGUGGUACGUCCUAUGGGGUAACCGGCAAGCACAGAAUGCACUACUUCUAUUCUUCGAUUAUUAUCUCAAGCAUAAGAACAACGAUUGGGAAGCGACACCGCGUGUCCGAAUGGCUGUCCUCAGAUAUGAAACCACACCUCCACUGAAAGAUUUAAUCGAAAAUGAAAUCGCCAUUCCUCGGACAACGUACAAAAAGGCCUAUCUAAGCCAUGGGCAAAAGUUAUCAGUCGAUAAUUGUGUCUUGCCGAUCAUCAGUGGCGUAGCUGUGCUUCAUCCUGAACUUCCUUAA
Messenger RNA from Penicillium manginii, 750 nucleotides. RefSeq names its product cocaine esterase. The coding region runs from base 1 to 750 and encodes 249 amino acids. The transcript has 2 exons. NCBI's taxonomy places the organism in Eukaryota, Fungi, Ascomycota, Eurotiomycetes, Eurotiales, Aspergillaceae. Gene Ontology annotation, molecular function: hydrolase activity. The record is from RefSeq and is a predicted model, not a curated record.